Molecule: messenger RNA, 1269 nt
Organism: Puccinia graminis f. sp. tritici CRL 75-36-700-3
Lineage: Eukaryota; Fungi; Basidiomycota; Pucciniomycetes; Pucciniales; Pucciniaceae
Exons: 7
Coding region: 1-1269 (422 amino acids)
Biological process (GO): regulation of release of sequestered calcium ion into cytosol
Cellular component (GO): sarcoplasmic reticulum lumen
Molecular function (GO): calcium ion binding
Source: RefSeq, a predicted model, not a curated record
AUGCCUCAAGUGCGCGCUCUGCCUGUGCCUCAAGAUAACUCCAAAGGAAGACAAACUAAUGGGAUAGGCAGUUGUGGAGGUCGUGGAGGUUGUGGAGGUCGUGGAGGUUGUGAAGGUUGUGGAGGUUGUGGAGGUUGUGGAGGUUGUGGAGGUUGUGGAGGUCGUGGAGGUCAUGGAGGUCGCCUAGGUGGUGUUGGAGGUGAUGGCAGCAGAGGUUCAAGUGAUCCUGAAUCCAGUGACCACGAAGAACAUUCUGAUUCCGAUGAGAUUGCUUUCACUUUGGAAAACUAUGAAAGCCAAAUGUCGUCCUGGACCGAUAAACAACUUUGUGAUGUCUUAGGAAAGCAAACUCAAACUUCUAACCAGAUUCCUACUGAAGUACAAGAAGCACUGUUAUUCCACAAAAAGAACUACUGUAAGAUUAAGUUGAUGCUGGUGCUGAUUGGGAAUGUUUCUGAAAAGAGUGGGAGAAGAUCAACCACCAAGAAGAAAGAGCAAUUGGAAUCGUUCCUCGAAAAGGUUAUUUUUUGCUUCUUUUCAAAACUACCGACUUCCCUGGACAACCAUGAUACCGAGAAAGAAGAAGAAGAAGAAGAAUCUCUUACCCCUGAGGAAGAGGCCCUCUAUCGACCUCUUUAUCAAAGAUUGGUUAAUCAUGAAAAGGUUGAGUUCUUGGCAGGUAAUUCUCAAGCGCCUGAUAAUACGUCGGUGGUUUCACAAAGAGCACUCAAGCAUAUCAUCCAUAUCAAUUCCGAGCUUUUCACUGUUUCCAACCUGUACAACUUGACAUUUUACUUGUUGUCAGCUACCAGGUUCCCCGGGAAUGGAAGCUUCUGUGAAGAGUUGUCAAACGAUCCAUCCUGGCUGCAAAUUGCGAAGUCGAAGUGGUUUGCCAAGGAGAACUUUGAAGCGUAUAGUCAUGGAAGAGAUAUUCAACAAGUUCUUCAAGAAUCUUCGGCUGAAACCAACAGGCCUGCCAAACGACCAAAACACGCUGAUACUGUAAGAACUCAGUUGCGUCAGGAGCUCAAUAGAUUACUAUGUCUUGCACUCCGAGUUGAAUAUGAUCCUUCCCCCAAGAAAAAGGGUCCAGUUUUCCCCAAACAAAAGGAUCCGGUGACUCUGCUGGAGAAGGAAAAUCCAGCUGUUAAGAUAGUCCAGUUAGGGAAUUCAACUCUGAAGGUUGAUGAGUUAGCAAUUGGGUUAGAAUAUAUGCGUAAUCCUGUAAGGGAAAAGUGGCUUGAUGAUAUUAAGAAUUGUCAGCCUUAG